Messenger RNA from Nothobranchius furzeri (turquoise killifish), 5842 nucleotides. RefSeq names its product actinodin1 (gene and1). The record is from RefSeq and is a predicted model, not a curated record. Lineage: Eukaryota; Metazoa; Chordata; Actinopteri; Cyprinodontiformes; Nothobranchiidae.
AAUUACACACGAGAUUCAGCACUAACACGGCCCGUAAAUAUUCAGCCCGGGCACGAUGGGACGUGCGGAGCUGCUGGUUUUUCUGCAGAGAAAACAGAAAAUGGAGAAGACUGAUUAGGUUUUUUAUGGAUUUCUCUUUUUUGUUUUGUCUUCUCUGAAAUGAGUUUUUCUGUCAAAACAAAUCAAAUUUCCUAGAGACUGACUGUUUCCACUAGAGGAUUAAGCUGCAACUUUUAAAGAUUAAACACAAGAAAGUGUUUUUAAAUCAAACUACUUCACCGUGGGCUGUAGCUCUCCCCACAAAACCGGGGUGCUGAUUGUUGCAGCUUCAGAGCUUCAAACGUGACAAAAUGAGAGAAUUAUGUUGUCGUUUAAUGAUUUUGGUUAUUUACUCCCAAAAACUUCAGAGGCUCAGCUCUGAUGUUGGCUUUCAGGCGCUAAUAUUAACAUUUGUAAUCCAUUUAUUUACAGACUUUAUGUUAAAAACAAAUCAAAACUUUAAAUCAGAAGCACAGUGAACGCCUGAAGGCUCGUCCAGCCUUUUUCAGGGUUUCUAUUUACUUCUAUUUAAGCUAUAAAUGUAAUUUAAGCUGGAUAAGCAAAAUAAUACACAUUUAAGGACUUUUAGAUGUUCUUUCAGUCUACUUCGACCUACUUUAGGUCCUCAGAUUUAAGUUAUCUAGACCUUUGACUUUAAUUUAGUCUAAAAGUAAAACUAGUUUUGUUGGAUCACGGAGGCGGGUCCAGAAAGGAAACCCAGAUGUUUCUUUCUCCAGCUUCACCUGGAGAGUCCCAAGACAUUCCCAGAACGGAGGGAAUAAUCGAUCCCCCUCAGUGUCUAAAGCGCCGACGUAAGCAUCCCACUUAGAUGAUUGAACCACCUCAGCUGUCUUCUGUCGAUGAGGACAAAGCUGUAAGGCUCCGCCUUCCCCCAAAUUAGAUGAAGCAUCUGUUUCCAUGACUACGCCUUAAGAUCUCGUCCGUAAACAUCAAAAAUGGGAUCGGAGAUGAGGAAUAACCCUGAUGGAGCCCAACUAGGGUUUAUCUAGAAGGACCCGGGGAUGUUCAAAGUGACCCCGGAUGGACAAAAGAGGUCUUUUUAAACUUUAAUUUUCUUCUUUAGUCAGAUUUUGUCAGUGCAGCAACAGUCCGAGCAAAACCCACCGACUUUAAUCCUCAGAUUCAAGAUUUUGUUUCAGGAGCAAAUCUGCAAGGAAAACGUGCAGUUCCUCCUGUGGCCACCUGGGGCAGGGUCAAAGGUCAAAGACGAACAGGGUAACACCUAAAACAUGAUUACAGCCUUUUUAUACAGGGUCAGGGUCAAGUGUGUGUAAAGUACAGCUACCAGACCAUUUUUAUGAGUUUUCUCUAGUUUGUUAUUACAUUUGGAAAACCAACAAUUUUUAUGAAAGUUAAUUUACCGGAAUUCUGAAAGAUACCUGACAGAAAGUGUUUGUUUUUAUAAUAAUUAUUAUUAUUAUUAUUAUUAAUAUGAUGAUGAUGGUUAUUACUACAACUACAGAAAAAUCAAAACUCAAAUGACAAAGUAAAAAAUGGUAUAACCACAUAAACUCUAAAAAAACUCAUUCUGCCUAAAAACAUGUCAGUGACACGGUUAUUUAUACAGCCCAUUUCCAACAAUCAAGAGACUGCACAAAGUGCUGUACACAGACAAGCAGUAAAUAAAAUGAUGAAACACGUGAGAAACAUCCAGUAGACCCUAGAUAGAAUAAAUUAACGAUAAAAUCAGUUAGAAGCAAGGGUAAAAAGGUGGGUCUUUAAAAGAGAUUUAAGGGCAGAAAGGCUGCUAGCAGACCUAAUCUGUAGGGGAAGGCUGUUCCAGAGCUUGGGAGCGGCCACAGAAAAGGCUCUGUCGCCUCUGGACUUCAGCCUAGACUUGGGAAUAGAUAAUAGAUGUAGAGAGGAUGAUCGGAGGUUUCGUUUGGGGACAUGAGUGUUUAAGAGUUCCGACAGGUAAGGAGGGGCCAAAUUGCAUUGUGCCUUAAAACAGAGCAGUAGCAUUUUAAAUUGAAUCCUGUAAGUGAUCGGGAGCCAGUGAAGAGCUUGUAAGACUGGUGUUAUGUGAUCCCUGCGCCUCCUACCUGUCAGCAAGCGAGCUGCUGCAUUCUGAGCCACCUGCAAGCGGUGAACUGACGACUGCUCCGGUCCAUGAUAGAGAGGUGCAGUAGUCGAGUCUCGACAUGAUUAGUAGGUGUAUGACCUUUUCAAAGUCUUUAAUUGGUAAAUAGGGCUUGACUUUACUAAGAACACACAAAUGAAAGAACACACUCUGGACCACAGAGCUUAUCUUGAUCAAGCUUAAAAUGACCAUCAAUGAAAAAACCCAGAUUUCUUACCUGAGACAAGCAAAAUGAUUCUAAAGGGCCAAAUGCACUGUUUACCCCGUGCAACAGCCCAGGGUCCCCAAAAACGACGCUUUCAGUUUGUUUUUUACGUCAUUUAAAGUGAGAAGGUUCAAUUGUAGCCAGUUUUUAACGUCUUUUAGACAAUUCAGUAAUUUAUCAAACAAUGGCCUUCGAGAAUGUAGUGGGACACAUAUCUGCACGUCAUCUGCAAAGAAGUGGUAUGAGAUGCCAUGCUUAUGAAAGAUGGCGCCAAGGGGCAACAUAUACAGUGAGAACAAAAGCGGGCCCAAAACUGAACCUUGAGGAACACAAGUUUAAUUUCACAUGAAACCACAGAAAUAUAAACAACUUGAGUAGAAAUUGUGAUCAAACCGUUGAUAUUCUGGCUCAGACCCAAAACUCCUAACUCCUCUGAAGGCUUUAAGUGGAUUACAUCGGAUUAGGUGAUGUUGCAUCACGAGUCUCAGCUGUGAGUUGGUCCACAGCUUGUCUGUGUGUUCCUCACCAGGACGGCGAGCCUGAGCACACAGGAGGAAACGGUAGAUUAUUAAAUUCCUCAUGUGUGGAGCAGCUGUGCCUGUUCGCUGUGCGUCUGCAGCGGUUUGCCUCCCGUGAGCUCUGAGAAGUGCUGAUGUGGCACCUCGUCGUCAUAAUUUCAUCUUGUUCCAUCACAUCUCUCCUCUUUGUCUUUGGUUGUUCUGGACUUGCUGUCCAGAGUUUUUAUUUUUGUAAUGUAUUCUAAAAUAAUAAAGUUUGCCAAAAAGCUGAUGAAAAGGGUAAAAAAAAAAUCCCUAAUUUUCCAUGCCUGCAUCACUUUUCCAGUCCCUCCCGCCUUCUUUUCUCCUGUCUUUAAUUAUCAUGAAUCUGAGACUCCUGAUUGGCCAAAACUUUGGUCCAAUCAGGCUGAAGUAACCCCUCGAUCCCCCUCAGGUGGUCCAUGUGUGCAUCGGUGUGCAGCAGAGGUGAUGGGCCUGGUUUAAAACCCUGAGUGAUUUUAGUCCAGGCAGUCUUUAAUGAAGGCUGCGGGGGAAGAAGACCUGAUUUAAGCCAAAUCCUUCUGAACACCUGGACUCUUUAGGCCCGGCAGCUUCCCUCCAAGUCCAGAUCUGUACCUGCAGACGGACGCAGAAGUAUCAAAUAAUCACAGGAGUAUUUAAGUCCAGUGAUGGCUGAACGGAGGGGCUCCUAUGGCGUGUUAACCAGCGUUCUGCUGGUCAUGGUGCUGCUGCCUGUCUUCUUAUCCGCUGGUCCAGUCGCAAAGAAAUCCAAAAGAGAUGUCGGUGAGAGUAUCCAGGAGAAGGCGGCUACUGCAGCAUCACACAGGAAGCUGAUCCGAAACCGCAGGAACAUCAGCUGGUACAAACAGCACUCUGACUUCUGGGCCUGGUACAAGUACUUUACCGACAACAGCAACCAGGAGGCAGUUCAGGAGAUGGAUCGCAUCUACCUGGCAUACCUCCAGAACAAGAACCGAGCCGAGGCCCAGCGCUCCUAUAAGGCCUACCUGAACCACCUGGGAGACAUUUACAAGUCCUGCGCAGAUUCUGAUGAUCCCAACUGUGUAGCGUCUUACACAGCCAGGCCCAAACCUAAAGUAGAGCUCCCCAAAGCAGCACCAGUAAAAACCUGCAACCCCACCAAGGACCCACACUGCCUGUACAUGGCUUUAGUCCAGGGCAAGAGCCCCUACCAGCCCUUGGUGCUUCCAGCUGCCCCAGCUAAAGCCCCAGCUCCCCUGUAUGUCCGCUCUGCAGCUGCUCCAGCUAAAGACCAGCAAUCAGGAUAUUACCACUACGCUCCAUCAGCAGUGUCCUUCCUGACCGCGGAGCAAAAGGCCGAGCUGCUUCGUAUCUGCUCCUCCGAUGAUGUGGAUUGUCUGCAGUAUCAUCUCAGAGCUGCCUAUGGCUAUCACCCCUCUGCUGCUUCCCUCCCCUCAUACGCCCACCUGGGCUGUGACCCCAAGAAGGACCCCUCCUGCAAACCCAAACUGGUGCAAAAGGCUCCUUCUGGUCUCUACUCGCAGUAUCCCAACUGUGAUCCAUACCGUGAUCCCUACUGUGCCUAUGCUGCUUCCCUCGCGGCUCCCCGCGCUCCCAACCCCCCUGCCCCUGCUGGUCCCGGUUCCUGCAACCCUCUCUUUGAAGAUAAUUGCAACCCCCUGACUGCCACCAGGUACUCCUCGCCCCCAGAAGAGUACCGAAGUGAUGAAAGAGAUGAUGCCGCUGCUAUUCGUGCCGCGCCUCCUGCCGCUGAACAGAAUGACCCCUACGCCAUGUUUAGGGAUGCUUAUGCUAAUGCUAACAGAGUCCCUGAUCCUUACGCCAUGUACCGUCAGCCUCCAACCCCAGCACCUCUUCCAUCUGUCGACCCAUACACCAUUCUGCGCCAGUACAUGGCCCAAGCUCACAAUAACGACCCGUAUGCUCCACGUAUGGCCGCUCCCGAGACUAAUCCUAAUGAUCCUUUCUCUGCUGUCCGUAAUUCCAUGAAUCGUCAAAGCCCUCCCACAUCCAGGCACCAGCACCCGCUUUCCCGUCCAAGUUAUGAGGAGCCAUCCCAGGAUGAGCACCACCCUCUGGGUCCUCCAGGUAAAACCAAAGAGGGCUAUGAUUGCUUCAUUGGUUAUGAUCGCGAAUGCUACCCAGUGAGACCCAGCCAACCUCGCUCUGGAGCACACCGCCGUAUCCCCUACCCUGCUGAGGCCUACGAGCCUCACCUGAACGCUGACGGUACCCGCAAUGGUGUCCUGGAACCUGCCAACCCCGACUGUGACCCAGAGCGCGAUCCCGACUGCAGACUGCGUCGCCAAGAGGUGGAGCAGGCCCACUCAGAGACCUGGCCCGAGCAUCACAUCGAGGAGGACAACAACCAGGGUGCCAGAGAGAGCGAGCAGCAGGAACAGGAGCCCUACCAGAGCGGUCAGGAGGAGCCUCACAUGCCAUACCAGCCUCACUCUCAGGGUAUGCCUAGCCUCCAGGACAUCCUCAGGCUGUACGGAGACCGCUACCCCGAGCAGGAUGACCACAGAGCUUACGCAGACGACUAUCGCAAAAAGUAAUCAUGCACACGCAUGCAGAUGGACAUGAGUAGAACAGUCCCGUGCAUUCAUGUAGCUCAGUCCCUGAAUGCCGCAAGUAACCAGUUCCGACUGGUCAGAAAAUGGGACGGGGUGAAGUUUAUGGACCUAAGGAGCAAGAACAUGCACACGUGUCCAGAUUUAUCCUCCUGCUGAAGGAGCAUGCUCACAAGCCUUGCUGAACAUCCAUGUUUUUUUCAUGACUUUAGAUGCUUCAGAUCUGUUUGUCUCACCUUCAACCUCCUCCUAGCGCUCAAGCUUGUAAUAAACUCUUUAAUUCCAUCUUUAUCUUUGCUUUUAGAAAAUUCUCCUUGUUUUGGUCCGUGACGGAUUGUGGAAACGUUUUCUUCCAUUUUGAAUGUUCUAACAAUUAAAAGAAAAUCCUCCUGAGGAGUCCGAA